CUGAGUGUUUACUGGACAGUGCAGCACAUUUUCAGGGACAGCAGACGACAUGAUCGAAGUACCGAGGUUUCACGGUAGAAAAGUGUUGCAGUCCAUUUGAUUGUGAUUCUUUUGCAAUCCUACUACUUGUAACGGUGGGUGCACUGUCAGAUUUGGCAAUCGGAAAGUUAUUCAUCCCUCGGCGAAGAAUAUUGAUACAACCGAGAGAGCAAGAUCACACCUUAAUUAAUUGCUUUAUUCGAGAUAAUCGGGCCAUCUCAUCUCAUCGCUGUUGGUGCCCGCUAAGCAUGCUGGGAUUGGACUGAAGCAUCAUGGAUCCUGAGGAGGCGGAGCUGCUCAACGACUACCGCUACCGCAGCUACGCGGCGGUCAUCGAGAAGGCGCUGCGGAACUUUGAGUCGUCGAGCGAAUGGGCCGACCUCAUCUCGUCCCUGGGCAAGCUGAACAAGGCCCUGCAGAGUAACCUGAAAUACUCUCUGCUGCCGCGGCGUCUGGUCAUCGGGAAGCGUCUGGCCCAGUGUCUGCACCCCGCCCUGCCCAGUGGCGUCCACCUCAAGGCCCUCGAGACCUACGAGAUCAUCUUCAAGAUCAUCGGCACCAAAUGGCUCGCCAGGGACCUCUUCAUCUACAGCUCGGGGCUGUUCCCUCUGCUGAGUCAUGCUGCGAUGGCAGUGAAGCCGGUGCUGCUGGGUCUGUACGAGCGCUACUUCCUCCCCCUGCAGAGGGCACUGUUGCCCAGCCUACAGGCCUUCACCAUGGGCCUGUUGCCCGGCCUCGAGGAGGGACUGGAGGUCUACGACAGGACGGACGCGCUGCUGUGUCGACUGGGCCAUCUGGUGGGCCAGCGGGUUCUGUACGGGGCCCUGUGGGGCUCGGUGCUGGUGUGCCCGCUGGUGCGGCUGCCCGCCACCCUCUUCAUCGUGUCCCACUUUGACCGCAUGGCAGCACCACGCCUCCAGAGGGACAUGCUGGGCACAGACUACAGGCUGGUGGUGCGCUCCAUCUGUUUGUCUCUGCAGGACUCUAAUGUGCUGGUGCAGCGGAACAUGCUGGAAAUCCUCCUUUACUUCCUCCCCUUCGCCACAUGUCUGGACCCAGCAGAGGGCGCCAUCCCCCUGAGCAGAGAGGACAUGAUCACAGUGGUGUCUGCUGCUGCACUCACACUGCUCCGCAGGGACAUGUCCCUCAACCGACGCCUCUACGCCUGGAUACUAGGUACCAUAGACGCUCUCAUAGGCCGCACACUCUCAAGGAUAUACAAUUGCUUUCUACUAGCACACUCUAGAGAACUACUGGUGGAGGCACUAGUAAGCAUUCUGAAGCAAAAGGAUUCCAAAUCAGAUCCAGAGAAUGUUCUAGAAUAUCUCAAACCAUUCCGCGUCAUCAUCAGCCUGCUGGACAAACCGGAGAUUGGUCCAGUGCUGGUGUCUGACGUGCUACUGGAGGUGGUGCGGGCGUUCCACUGCUACUGCAGGGAGUCUUUGGGGGAGGACAGCCCCAACUCCUCCACCUCCUCCUCCACCUCCUCCAGUCACAUCGCCAGUAAGAUGAAAGAGAAUAAGGUCACCUCUGAGAUCAUAAAAACCGUCAACAUGCUCUUCAACGCAAUGAGUGCAGACUAUCUGUGGGAUUACCUCACCAAACGCUUCCACACCUGUCUCAGUUCCUCUGCAUCAGUAGCUAGGUCAAAUCCUGGGGCUCCCUCCCUCUCUAACUUGGGCAGACCCUCAACCUCAUUAUAUUUCUACUGGGCGUCCUUACCACUGAUGCUGAGCAGCAUGCUCGCGCUCCCUGCUUGGUCACAUGGCGUGUCUGAGCGAUGGGAGCUGACGCAGGCUGCGGGUGUGCUGGGUCACUGGGGAAGGUCCAGAUCCCCCAUGGCCACCGCUGGACCUGGAGGCAGAGGCCAUGACUCAGCUGGAGGAGAACCCCAACCAGUGGUGGUGGUGAGCGAGCCAGUGGUCUGGGCGAACCAGGAGGCAGUGUUCCAGCCCGCCGGCUCAGAGGACAGCGGAUUGGGCCUAAGCGCCUCCCCCUCAGAGCAGCACCUCCUCCCGGGACGUGAUUGGUCAGAUACGGCGAUGGGGGUGUGUCCACAGAGAGAGGAUGUGUGGAGGAGGGGUGGGAGUGUGGAGAGCAUCACACACAACGUGCAGGAGAUUCUCGCAGCAGUCAUCAACAGGUACCUGCUGUGUGUGGUGGAGGAGGAUCAGGGGAAGGCGGCAGCAGCUCAGCCCGAUCGCAGUGCUCCCUCCCUGGGCAAGAAGGGCUCUAGAUCCCCUGGAAGAUCAGGCUCCAGAGAUCCCCAGGUCAGAGGUCCGCGGGCGAGGCGACAAGCCUUCACUGCUGCCUGUCACCUCAUGCUGGAGAGCACCACCUUCCCACUGUACUUGAGCACGGAAGAGAAUGCACACCUGUACGAGCAGAUGUUUAACAGUGCAAGCACUGAAAAGGGCACCUUACCUGAGUGGCUGAGGUCCCUGAUGGCCCUGUGCUGUCUGUCAAAGGACUACCAGGUAUGGCACAAAGCCCACGGCAGUGGCGUGGCCGUGGCCGCCUUGCUGAGGCGACUCAAUCACUCCCAGACGCUGGCACUGGUCGUGAAGGACAAGACCCGACGGGCACGCGAGGCUGGCGCCAGUCUCCAGAACGAGCACCUGCAGAUGGUCACAGUGCCGCCCAUCCACCCCACCACCCUCAAGGCCGUCGAGCAGAGCACCGACUUCUACCAGCGUGUGGCCCAGGUGUUGUGGUGUGAGCUGGACAGUGAGUGGCGGGAGCAUCACCUGUCCUGUGUGGAGCUCUUCUACCAGCUGCACUGCCUCGCCCCCUCCCCCCACGUCUGCGAGGACAUCAUCUGCCUCGGCCUGCUGCACACAGACAAGACGGUGCGUUUGGAGUCCCUCCAUAGGUUUUCAGUGUUGUGGCAUCUGACCAGAGAGAUGCAGUUCAGCAUGAGCCUGUCUCUUCACCGCAGCUUUGACAGGGCGUUGUUUGUGGUGCUGGACAGUCUGAACACUGAGGACAGCUCCAUCAUCGCAGCAGGGGAGAGCUGGUUGCUACGGGCACUGUCUCUAGGCGACGCUCUGCGGAUCCUAGAACCGGUUCUGCUUCUGCUGCUGGAUCCUAGAACCCAGAGAAUGUCCAUUCAGAAUGUCAAGCAGAACUUCACCAUCGGUAACCUGAGGGUGCUGACCCAUAGGGAGCGCCACCCCUCUGGCCAUGGAGAUGCCAAGGGCCAAUCAGAACAGAGCGUGCUGCUCAGCAGCCUGAUCUCAGUGGACCGCCAGGCCAUGUGGGAGGAGCUGAGCCGUGACCCCGAGCAGGAGCAGACCUCUGAUUGGCCGGCAGCGCUGUCCCGCAGCGGGAGCGAGGAGACGAGCGAGGAGGACAACAACGUCCACGAGGAGGAGCGCGAGGAAGAGCCGGAGAGCGAGCACACCGAGUCGGCCGACACCAGCGGCGCCCAGGUCUCCACGGAAACCAACUCCAGCUCCACCUCCGGCUCCGCCCCUUACCUGCAGCGUCACGACGACCACAACAGCGAGGAGGCGGGGUCAGGCUCAGGGUCGGGCGCGGGCGAGCCCGAGGGCGUGCGGCGCGUGGACUCUGCGCGCACGCAGGCGUCCGACUCCCUGUCCAGCGAGGACGAGGGCGAGCAGGAGGAGCUGGAGGCGUUGGCCCGCUCGCGUCAGCUGCAGCGGCAGCAGGAGAGGCGCCAGGCGGCCGACUCGCUCUUCCAUCACGUGCUGCUCUACGCCGGGCCGCACGAGCACGCGCGCCUCCUCCGCCCGCUUGGCAUGCUGGGAGCGCUGCUCGGCCCUGCCGGGGGAGUGCGCGGCGCCGCCCUGGUGGAGGCUCUAAGCGUCACGCCGCUGGACUACGCCGGACACCUGGGCCUGCUGCAGGAGCUGCUGCUACGCCACAGCCAGAGCCAAGAGGGGGGCAGUUUCUAUGGGCCCAUCCCUCCAUCCUCCUCUCCAUCCAUCCCUCCAUCCUCUUCUCCUCCUCCGCCAUCCUCCUCUCCCGCCCCCUCAGUGCUGCUGGAGCUGCUCGUGUCUCUCUGCCUCUCCCUCAUGCGUUCCCAUUACCCCAGCUACGCUGGCGUCGGCCCGCGCCAUCUCCACGGCAACCGGGCGGUGCAGGUGAGGAGCGCCGAGGUGCUGACGCGGCUGGCGGCCGAGCUGGUCGCCAUGGCGGCGGGAAGUGAGGUCAGAAAGGCGGCGGCCCAGCGGGCGUGUGCCUGGAGGCUGCUGGCCGACUGCAAGGUGCAGGAGUACGUGCUGCUGUCGCUCUGCGCCUCCAUGCACACGUGCCAGCGCGCUCACGCACACACACACUCGCACACACACACACACGCCCUCCUGCUGGACCCUGUGGAGGGGGGCGAGGUGUCCGAGGAAGGCCUGGUGGACUUCGGCCGCCUGUCCGAGGCGGCGGCUCUUGAGCGCCCCCUACAGGUGGCUCUGCUGCGGCUGCUGCGUGUGCUCAUCGUGCUGGAGCAUCAGGUGUGGCCCAGCAACCCGUCGUGCGCCCUUCCUGGUGGGGUCGCCGGGGACAACCACCCGCAUCAGAACCACAAACACCAGCCAUCAGGAUCCUCCACGUCCCAGCAUGCACCGGGCUCGUCGCUGGCGCGUGAGUGGCAGACGGCAGUGCUGUACCAGCAGUCCAUCCGGGCGCUGCAGUAUGCCAGUGUCAUGCCAAGGCUCAAGAGUAUUCAGGGCCGCGGCGGUCGGGCGCUGCAGGGCAGGGCGGGCACAGUUCCACCCGCGUGGCUGGAGCCGUUGGGCCGGUGCUGCCCUUCCUCGACGCCCUCGGCCUCACCGCCAGCGUCAUUGCUCAGCCAGAUGUGCCGCAACCUGGACGAGCUGGUCAAGGCCCAUGAGCACGAUGGGGUGAAGAGCACGCAGAGCUCCAGUCUGAAGAAGGAAAACAUUGCUCCUGACUACCCACUGACAUUACUGGAGGGGAUCACAGACAUCACACACUACUGUCUGCUGGAGAACAAGAAGUCCUCUCAGGGUGGUGAUGCUGCAGACAUGAACGCCGAACGCUUGUAUUAGAGGAGUUUCCGUGACAUGCUCAGUAGCAUGGCGCUGAUGUGGGGCGGGCGGGAGGAGUCUCAGCGCAGAGGCACUGAGUCUGUCCAGCUCAGCCGGCACUCGGCCACCUCUGUCCACUAAGAGCAGGUUCUCCGUCAGAAGGUUCUGGACUUCCUGACUCCGCUGAGUCAGCAGUCUAAAAAGUAGCUCAUGGCCUCGUGGUCAGCCGUGAGCAAGUCGAGCAGGAAGAGACAUCAGAAGAACAGUACAAUCCUGCCUGAGGCUAGUGAGUCUCGUUUGACCAUUGUGCACCUGGUGAAGUCUCUGAGCUCCCUACGCACAGACACCAUCCUACAGCUCGUCAAAGAAGUGGUGAAGAAACCGCACCAGAUUAAAGGAGACCAGUCCACUCUGGCCAGACAUCCCAUGCUCCAGUUCAGCUACGCUUUCAUCCAGAGCCUGCCUGCCCAGAGUCUCCAUGACAACGUGCUGCCCCUCCUAAGUCUGCUCAGGGAGUCGGCCCAGCUCAACCUGGCCCCGCCUGGACACUUCCUGCUCCUGGGCAUCCUGAAUGACUUUGUGAAUCGUCUCCCCAACAUCGACAACAAGAGAGACACCAGAGAGUUACAGGAAGUGACCCAGCGUAUCCUGGAGGCGGUCGGGGGCGUGGCGGGCUCAUCUCUUGAGCAGACCAGCUGGCUAAGCCGUAACCUGGAAGUGAAAGCCCAGCCACAGGUCUGCCUGCAGGAGGACCAGGACGACCCUGAGGACAACGACCUUGAUGCUGGUCAGGCCAGUGCUAUGGUCUCCUCAUCGGCCCCCUCUGUCUACAGUGUACAGGCUUUGGCCCUCCUAGCUGAGAUCCUGGCUCCUCUGUUGGACAUGGUGUACCGUAGCGAUGAGAAGGACAAGGCUGUGCCACUGAUCUCACGCCUUAUGUACUACGUCUACCCCUACCUGAAGAACCACAGUCUGGGGUGGAUGCAAUACUACACCAAGCGUGCCUGGAAGAAAGAGGUGCUGGAGCUCUACUUGGACCCCCUAUUCUUCCACAUGGACCCCUCCUGCACCUGCCAUUGGAGGGCUAUCAUUGACCAUCUCCUCACCCAUGAGAAGACCAUGUUCAAGGACCUGAUGAGCAUGCAGAGCAGCUCUCUGAAGCUCUUCCCCAGUGUGGAGCAGAAGCCAAUGCUGCUGAAGAGCCAGGCCUUCAUGUUCAGUGGAGAACUCGACCAGUACCAUCUCUACCUGCCCCUCAUACAGGAGCGUCUAACAGAGAACCUGCGUAUGGGUCAGACUCCGUCCAUAGCUGCUCAGAUGUUCCUCAUGUUCCGUGUUCUCCUGCUGCGGAUCUCCCCGCAGCACCUCACCUCCCUCUGGCCCAUCAUGGUCACGGAACUGAUCCGUAGUUUUGUUCGUCUGGAGAAGUCUCUAAAGGAGGACAAAGAGGCAUUAAAGACUAAGGCGCGUGGCGCUCCGGAGAAGAAUGGCGUUCUGACGUUCUCUCCGUCGGAUCUGGACAUGUAUCUGUCCGCCUGCAAGUUCCUGGACAUGGCCAUCUCAUUCCCCCCAGAACGCAUGCCGCUCUUUCAGAUGUAUCGCUGGGCCUUUGUUCCUGAGGUGGAUGUUGACAGCUACAGUGGGCCAGAAAACCACCUACUGGAGGGAGAACAGGAGUGCGCCCCACACAUCAGCAGAGUGUUGGAGGCACUACAGCGACGCUAUGGGGAGUUGAAUGGUGUGGUUGGGGAGUCCAGUACAGAGCGGUUGGAGUUCCCUGUGCUGACGCUGCGCUCGCUCUCCUCCAUCACGCAGCUCCAGCCCUUCCUGCACACGCUCAGUUGCUCUUUCAGGGGUCGCCCUGGCAACAGUGACCCCAGUGACCCCUGGCCCGCGGCCGUCUACCCGGCCCACUGCUCCGAGGCCGUGCUCAGGCGCCUGGAGGUCAUCACCGAGGGAGAGUUCCUCAGCAGUAUGGAGGGAUAGAGGAGAUGAGGAGGAGGAGGAGUUGGGCAACAGAGGGAGAGGGUGAGACAGCUAGGCAGGGAGACAGGUGGUGGACAUGGCUAACUAUGAUGGAUAGCACAGGUGGACAUAGCACAGGUGGACAUGGCUAACUAUGAUGGAUAGCACAGGUGGACAUAGCACAGGUGGACAUGGCUAACUAUGAUGGAUAGCACAGGUGGACGUAGCACAGGUGGACAUGGCUAAUCAGUCAGAGGGGAAGGGCACAGAGAGACUGAUCCAGGAUCAGAGAGGAUCUGUUUGCUAAGACGUCUACUCAGUGAGAGCGGCAUAGAGAGAGCCUUCUGAACAGCCUCACCGAAGAGAGUAGUGUCUGAGUGUUUAUUCAGGUUUAUUUAUUUAGAUAGGCUCACAGGACAGGUGAACUAGAAGAAGAGCAGAAAAGUAGGCAGAUCUAGCCUGGAUUUAUGCUCGCUUAUCGUGAGAGAUUAUUACUUUGAUCAGAAAUAAAUACAUUGUUCUGCAAUGCUGAGCUUCUCUAUCUAAAGUGGUGUUUGGACAACUUUGCAUCAGGGAAAUCCUGCUUUACAUGACAGGCCUGUAGGUGAACGGUGAACUACACGCUCCCAGUGCAACGUGGCAAGACCCCCGCUCAGUCUGGCAUGGACUGGAGGAUUGUCUUUCUGUGACACUGAAAGCACCGUUCAGAGAAUGGGAGGAGAGGUCAGAGGGUCAUCUGUAGGUUCAUCUGAGCAGGAGGAUCUGAGAGAGUGUUGAAGCCUCCUGUAGACUGUACAGAAGAAAACAAGACCAAGAAUACCAGCAUCAGAGAUCUUCUCAUCUGAUAUAAAUAUUCCAUCUCUAUGGCGACAGCCUGGAACUAUCAGAUCUAAAAGGAUUCUAUGGGGAAGGGCGGACUUGGGAUUCUAGAAGAUGUUGUACCUUUGAUGACCAAACAAAAGGGCUCAUUCUAACCGUCUUUAACCGUUUGCUUGCUGGUGUCUUUCUCUCUGAAGGCUGCUUGUUACACUUUCCUUGUUGCCUUGGCUACUGAAAAAAUGCAUUUUCUGUUUGUUGCACUGGUCGAGUCAGAGUGUGGGAAUUUGGGACUUUUAUUUCUCUGUUUACUUCAGUCAGAAACGUCCCUCUUACUCUCUGUGUGUGUGUGUGUGUGUGUGUGUGUGAGAGAGAGAGAGAGAGAGAGAGAGAGAGAGAGAGAGAGAGAGAGAGAGAGAGAGAGAGAGAGAGAGAGAGGAGUUCAGAGGUGCUCUCCCGAAUGUAAGGCCAUCCCUCUGUACACAUGUGCUCUGGCCUGCCCUGGUGCUUGCAUUCUCUCUCCCUCCCUCUAUCUAUCUAUCUAUCUAUCUAUCUCUCCCUCCCUCCCUCUCUCUCUCUAAAUCACUGUGCAUUUGACUGCUAAUAGUAAAAGCAUAGUAGUGAGGACUUAAAAGUCUUGACUACUGCUCAUAAAAGGACAGUAGUGAGGACUUAAAAGGCUUGACUACUUCUCAUUAAAGGGCCGUAAUAUGAGGACUCAAAAGGCUUGACUACUGCACAGUAAAGGGUUAAGACCACUCUGACCCCAUGUUCUGACUCUCGUCCCCAAGCUGUCUGUGAGAGUACUGAGACUUACUUAUUUUAUGGAUGGGUUCACUGGGACAAAUACGAAAUCACUGAAUGUUGUUUCAAAAACAGACCAGGAACAUUUACCAAGCUUGCAUUGUGCACUGCAUGUCUUUUCAUAUGAAGGGAAUGAUGUGGACCGUGUGUGUGUGUGUGUGUGUGUGUGUGUGUGCGCAUGUGUGUGUGUGUGUUGGGAAUCAAAGGCACCAUUGGCGGUCUUUCAGGUUGUGUCUGCACAAAUGUUUAUUGUCAGUAUGGGCCCUGCACAAUUAUGCUUUGCACCAUUAUUUUAUGUGUAUUUCUAAAUUAUAAAAUAAAUCCUUUUUUGUCUGUCACGUCCAUUGUUAAAGUGGAAUCAUUGUAAAUCUCAAUCAUAAAAUGAAUUAUGUUUGAUGAGCCUUUAAUUCUUUGCAUUGGAUUUUUAAAAAGGUUUUUGGUCUAUUGCAUGACUGUACUACAGCUAAUGUGGGUUGGUAUUGUGACAUACAGUGACUUAUCAGACAUCUGGAGGGAUCUAGAGGGAGCUCUCUGCUCUAUAUAUCAUGCUAGAAAACCUCUCUGGCAGGCACAGCAAAUGCACAGGUCGGUGUGUGUCACUUAGUCCUGUUCUGUUCUGCUCUCUAGCUCAGUGUGGCUAUGCAGCAUGGCCUCGCCCAGCUCUCUAAACACACAAGGGCCCUCGGUGACAGGGGAGUCACAGACUAAUUCAGAGCCCCAAACAUUUCCCUGGAAGCUUUUUUCUGUUAGUUUCCAUUUUAGAAAAGACAUCCAUGGGCUCUUAUGGGUUAAUGGAGGCUUAGUUGACCCUUUCAGCAGUGGCUUGGACCAGGUCCCUCUGAGCCCCAGACUUGAGUGGCCAGAGCUGUGUGCUUCUUGCCUGUGUUAGACCCAUGGAGUCCCUGUGGAUCUCUGGAGCUUCCUGCCUGUGUUAGACCCAUGGGGUCCCUGUGGAUCUCUGGAGCUUCCUGCCUGUGUUAGACCCAUGGAUUCCCUGUGGAUCUCUGGAGCUUGCUGUACUCGCCCCCUGCAGAGCUAACACAUGGUGGGAUUGGUAGACCCUCCCCCCUGACCCACUCUCAGACAAACCCCAUGUCGUGCUCUGUUCCCAACUGGACUGGUCAUGAGGAUUGUAUCCAUGUUUAUGGGGAGCUAUUGAUUCCAAGUCGGUACCAUUAAUUGAAUGUCCAGUGGAAAGAUGUAAUAAAUGAAUGAGUUCAUACAGUA
This is a messenger RNA of Alosa alosa (allis shad), 9857 nucleotides long. RefSeq names its product DOP1 leucine zipper like protein B (gene dop1b). Lineage: Eukaryota; Metazoa; Chordata; Actinopteri; Clupeiformes; Clupeidae. Gene Ontology annotation, cellular component: trans-Golgi network; endosome. The record is from RefSeq and is a predicted model, not a curated record. Gene Ontology annotation, biological process: Golgi to endosome transport.